Polychytrium aggregatum is the source of this 659-nucleotide messenger RNA. RefSeq lists its product as uncharacterized. The transcript has 2 exons. The coding region runs from base 13 to 528 and encodes 171 amino acids. The record is from RefSeq and is a predicted model, not a curated record. NCBI's taxonomy places the organism in Eukaryota, Fungi, Chytridiomycota, Chytridiomycetes, Polychytriales.
GCAGGGCGGGCGAUGGCUUCCCAGCCGACCUCAGCACCCGACGGCGACAGGGUACUUGAAGCCAGCCGGUGGCCCAAGCCGUUCCAGCUCGUCAAGCAGCCCACGAUGAUCUCUUCCACCAACGCUGCAUCCGCUGUGCUUGCCUUACUGAUGCUGGCGCAGACGGGAACAACGCAGGCGGCACUGCCCUCGCCAUCGCCCAACAGCACCUUUGACGUCUAUCACAACAUCAUCAAAUGGGUGCUCAUCACUCUUGGAGGAUUCCUGGGGCUCUUGAUGAUUGUCCUGUUGAUGCUGGUUGCGAUCAACUAUCUGCGGAACAACAAAGAGUCGUUGUCGGCCAGGCGCUUCUCGUCCAUGUGGGAAAAGCACCAGGCCGAGCUGCACGAACGGCUCGAGAAGCGAGAGGAGCUCCUCAAGGCGUACAUGGACGAGUACAUUGCCAAGCAUGAGGCGCUGGCCAGCAAGACAAGGCCGCGGAGCAUCCGAGGCCAUGCCCGGGCAGUGCCGCUGGCGCUUGAGCCGUAGAUCAGCGCAGCGGCCUCGACGUCACCACCAUGCUCGUUGCAUCUUAAUGUAUUGGAAUAGCCAUGUUUUGAGCGGGGAUGUGCUCGCAGAACUUUGGGCUGGAUCCAAUACACAAUGCUGAGAACGACCAA